Messenger RNA from Macrobrachium nipponense, 2112 nucleotides. RefSeq lists its product as uncharacterized. Lineage: Eukaryota; Metazoa; Arthropoda; Malacostraca; Decapoda; Palaemonidae. The record is from RefSeq and is a predicted model, not a curated record. Gene Ontology annotation, cellular component: extracellular region. Gene Ontology annotation, molecular function: chitin binding. Bases 38 to 1918 code for a protein of 626 amino acids. The transcript has 2 exons.
CAGUGAGCAUGCGCGUGAAUAUAUAUACUCCUGCAGGAUGCAGGUUCCAGCAUCAAUACCCCUCACUCCUUCUCCUCUCCUAAACAACUGUUUACCUCUUGGGUGCCUUGGGAUCUUCCCCUUCCACUACUUCACGAUGAAGUUGCUAGUCCUGUUCGUGCUGUUGGGCUUGUCCAUUGCUGAUAAAUUACCUUCCACCAGCUAUGGCGUUCCUCAUAGUGGUAAUGGAAAUGGUAAUGGCAAUGGAAACUUAAAUGGUAAUGGUAAUGGCAAUGGAAAUGGAUUUACUGUAACCAAUGGAGCUCUUAACGGAAAUGGUAAUGGCAAUGGAAAUGGAUUUGCCAUAACCAAUGGAGCUCUUAAUGGAAAUGGUAAUGGCAAUGGAAAUGGAUAUGCUGUAACUAACGGAGCUCUUAAUGGAAACGGUAACGGCAACGGCAAUGGAUUUGCUGCAGUUAAUGGAGCUCUUAAUGGAAAUGGAAAUGGUAAUGGCAAUGGAAAUGGAUUUGCUGCAGCUAAUGGAGCUCUUAAUGGAAACGGAUUUUCAAAUGGUUAUGCUGCUCCACCAAGCAACACCUAUGGUGCACCAACCAACGGAUAUGGAGUAGACCCAGAGAUUGAAGCCUUAGCUGGAAAUAUCCCAGGAGGUGGAGUCCCUGGAGAAGAUUAUCCUAUCUUGGCCUCUGUCCCUGAAACCGGAUUCUCCUGUGAUGCCCAAAAUGUCCCUGGAUAUUAUGCGGACACUGCCCCUGAAGCUGGCUGCCAGGUCUUCCACAUCUGCCAGGACAGGCCCAAUGGACUUCGCCAACAAGACUCCUUCCUCUGCCCUAAUGGUACCAUCUUCAACCAGCAGUACCUGGUCUGCGACUGGUGGUUCAACUUUAACUGCGCUGACGCCGAAUCCUUCUACUCAGUCAACGAGCUCAUUGGAGUCGUUCCUGACACUGGUUAUGGUUAUUCCCUCAGCAAUGGAAAUGGUUUAAGCAUUGAUGUGAGAAGCAAUGGUGUUGUAAAUGGCAAUGGUUACAGUUACAACGGCAAUGGCGCUGGAAAUGGAAAUGGUGCCGCUACAAAUGGUAAUGGAAAUGGUGCAGCUACAAAUGGUAAUGGAAAUGGUGCUGCUACAAAUGGUAACGGAAAUGGCAACGGAUUGAGAGCUAAUGGCAAUGGUGCCAUCAGUGGUAAUGGCAACGGCUACAGAUACAAUGGCAAUGGUAAUGGCAAUGGAGCUACCAACGGUAAUGGUAAUGGCAAUGGAGUUGCAAAUGGCAAUGUAAUGGCAAUGGAGCUACAAAUAAAUGGUAACGGCAACGGAAAUGGAGCUACAGCUAACAAUGGCAAUGGUAAUGGCAAUGGUGCUGCAAAUGGCAAUGGCAUUGGAGCUACAAACGGUAAUGGUAAUGGCAAUGGAGUGCAAAAUGGCAAUGGUAAUGGCAAUGGAGCUACAAAUGGUAACAGCAACGGAAAUGGAGCAACAGCUAACGGUAAUGGAUACAGCUACAAUGGAAUUAAUGGAAGUGUUCGUUCAAAUGGCAAUGGAAAUGGUGCUGCUAAUGGCAACGGAGCUGCAAAUGGUAAUGGUGCUGCAAAUGGCAAUGGAGCAGCCAAUGGAAAUGGCAACGGAGCAGCCAAUGGAAAUGGCAACGGAGCAGCCAAUGGAAAUGGCAAUGGAGCAGCCAAUGGAAAUGGAAAUGGCUACAGCUAUAAUGGCAAUGGAGCAGCCAAUGGAAAUGGCAACGGUGCUGCUAACGGCAAUGGACUGAAUGGCAAUGGCAACGGCUUGAAUGGUAAUGGAAAUGGAUUGAAUGGCAACGGCUUGAAUGGCAACGGAUUGAAUGGUAAUGGAAACGGCUUGAAUGGUAACGGGAACGGGAACGGCAACGGUGUCCCUUCAGAAUCCUACGGCAUCCCCGUCUAAAUCCUUACGACUACUGGCAUUCUUCUCCAAGGAAACCACUGCAAUGUCUCGAGCACCCCUUGAUAGUCUUUCAUCUUUAUGUACAACUACUUUUAUUACUCUAACAAAGUAAGCUCAAUCACAUACACACCUAUUCACCAUUUACUCCAUAUACAAAUUCCCAUUUGAGACUUGAGUCCUAAACGAAAAAACAU